UGAACGCUGAACGGAACACCAGCUGCAUCUCAAGAGCUGAAGUGGACAGACGAAGAUGGCGACCAUGACCGGGCGCUGCUACUCGCCCUCCGUCAUGCGGCUCCAGCCACAGCUCAGCCCUCCGCCGCAGCUGAAACCCGCCGUGGGAAGAGGAAGAGGAGGACGGGGGCGGCAGAGCUUGCGGGUGGCCGCAUCUGCGGCCAGUGGCGCGGCAGCGGAGCCCGUGAAGGCGGCCACCGACGCCGAGUUCUUCCAGCCCUCCGACACCAGGCCCAUCAUGCUCUUCGACGGCGUGUGCAACCUCUGCAACGGCGGCGUACGGUUCGUGCGGGAGCGCGACCCCGGCAGGAGCAUCAGGUACAUCCCUCUGCAAAGCGAGUCCGGGAGGAAGCUGCUGCGGAGGUCAGGGAGGUCUCCCGACGACAUCUCCAGCGUCGUCCUAGUUGAGAAAGACAGGUCCUACAUCAAGUCCGAUGCAGUGCUGAGGAUCAUGGAGUACCUUAACCUGCCCUUCCCCCAGCUGGCUGCUUUCCUGAACAUUGCCCCUCUGUUUCUGAGGGACUUCGCGUACGACAACGUGGCGAACAACCGGUACCUGGUGUUCGGCCGCUCAGAGUCAGAAGCAUGCGAGAUACUCUGAAUUUCUGCCCCGACGCUUUGCAUUACAGUAAGAACUUGUAGACAUGAGAAUAUAUAUGACCAUACAGUAAGAACUUGUAGACAUGAGAAUAUGUAUGAGAUAGCACCAACCAAAAAUAGAAGAAUCCUUCUAAUUUCGGCGGUACUCUA
Molecule: messenger RNA, 789 nt
Organism: Lolium rigidum
Lineage: Eukaryota; Viridiplantae; Streptophyta; Magnoliopsida; Poales; Poaceae
Product: DCC family protein At1g52590, chloroplastic-like
Exons: 4
Coding region: 56-640 (194 amino acids)
Molecular function (GO): protein-disulfide reductase activity
Source: RefSeq, a predicted model, not a curated record